Molecule: messenger RNA, 1125 nt
Organism: Rhagoletis zephyria (snowberry fruit fly)
Lineage: Eukaryota; Metazoa; Arthropoda; Insecta; Diptera; Tephritidae
Source: RefSeq, a predicted model, not a curated record
AUGGUGGGCGACAAAGCAGCUGCCUAUCAGAUAAACAGCAGUCCCGAAGAGGCACUCAAGCUGAACAUCGACGACAUUGACCCGCGAAACCCGGACCAUGAUCCCGAACACGAGCCGAGCGCCGUCAAGGAGAAGGCGUCCACCAGUUCAAAUAAACAACUGCUGAAGUACGUCUCCCUGGUCACGCUGACCUUCCAGAAUGCCUCCCUGACGCUGUUCAUGCGAGCCGCCCGCACGCAGAAGGACCUUUUUAUCUCCUCGACGGCGGUGAUCAUGUCGGAGACGCUGAAGCUGCUCACCUGUCUGCUGAUGGUCUACCGCGAGGAAGGCAAGUGCUUUUGCUACAACGUCAAUCGGGCGUGGAAGGUCGUUCAGAAGACAGUGGUCAACGACCCGAUGGACACGCUGAAGGUGGCAGUGCCGGCGAUCGUCUACUACGUGCAGAACAACCUCAUCUACCUGGCGGCCACCCACCUCGACGCGGCCACCACCCAGGUCACCUACCAGCUAAAAAUCCUCACCACCGCCCUCUUCUCCGUCUUCCUCCUCAAGAAGAAGCUCAUCUUCACGCAGUGGCUGGCGCUGGUGCUGCUUUUCGUCGGCGUCGCCGCCGUACAGCUGACGCAGACGAAGAAGAAGACCACGGCAAGUGCUGAUGAGCACCCGCAGAACGUGCUGGUCGGCUUUCUCGCCAUCCUCUCCGCCUGUGUCCUCUCCGGUUUCGCCGGCGUCUACUUCGAGAAGAUCCUGAAGAACUCGGACGUCUCAUUGUGGAUUCGGAACAUCCAACUGGCGGCCAUCGCCGUGCCCGUCGGCCUGGUCACCCUGGUGGCCAGCGAUCACGAGACGAUCACCGAGAAGGGCUUCUUCUUCGGCUACACACUGCUCACCUGGACUGUGAUCAUCCUGCAGGCACAGGGCGGCUUGCUGGUCGCUGUGGUGGUCAAGUAUGCAGACAACAUCCUCAAGGGCUUCGCCACCUCCAUCAGCAUUAUCAUCAGCUGCAUCGUCUCCAUCUACGUCUUUGACUUUGUCAUUACCUUUCAGUUCUUCAUCGGUGCCUCGCUCGUCAUUGCCUCUGUCUUUCUCUACAACAGACAGGCAGCCGCUUCUCACAAAAAGUGA